AACCGUAAUUCUUUCCCUCCUUCGUGACCCGCCAACACCACUCGGGAAGACACUCAUUUUCACUCUCUUCUUCUAAACAAAAAUGGAACCUGGUGAACACUCACCUCCAACAUCACCGGAAACCGACCUAAUGGAAAUAAAAACGGAAAAAACACCAUACUCACCAUCAGAACCACCAAAAAUCCACCGUCUAGAUGAGUCCGUGGUCAACCGAAUCGCCGCCGGGGAAGUAAUUCAACGCCCUGUUUCAGCCAUCAAAGAACUAGUAGAAAACAGCCUCGACGCGCACUCUACCUCUAUAAACGUCGUUGUUAAAGACGGUGGCCUUAAACUCAUUCAAGUCUCCGAUGACGGCCACGGCAUUCGCCGUGAGGAUUUGCCUAUAUUAUGCGAGAGGCAUACAACGUCGAAGCUGACUAAUUACGAGGAUUUACAGUCGAUUAAGUCAAUGGGGUUCAGAGGAGAGGCAUUGGCCAGCAUGACUUAUGUAGGUCAUGUGACUGUCACUACUAUUACUCCAGGAAAAUUGCAUGGUUACAGGCGAAUAGACUAG
This is a messenger RNA of Populus euphratica (Euphrates poplar), 553 nucleotides long. RefSeq names its product DNA mismatch repair protein MLH1-like. The coding region runs from base 83 to 553 and encodes 156 amino acids. NCBI's taxonomy places the organism in Eukaryota, Viridiplantae, Streptophyta, Magnoliopsida, Malpighiales, Salicaceae. The transcript is spliced from 3 exons. The record is from RefSeq and is a predicted model, not a curated record. Gene Ontology annotation, biological process: mismatch repair. Gene Ontology annotation, molecular function: ATP binding; ATP-dependent DNA damage sensor activity; mismatched DNA binding. Gene Ontology annotation, cellular component: MutLalpha complex.